GUGGUUAUCACGGCGCCUGGUGCCCAAUGUCCAUCUGGGUACGAUCCUGCCCAAGGAGGCAGAGUGGGCAGAGUCAGCUUUUGGGAUCAUGCGAGGCGUAUGAGCUGGACCGUGGCCCAAGCAAUCGAGGGACAGAGGGGAGUCGGCAGAUUCGAGGAGUCGGCAGAUUCGAGGAGCCUGUCGCGCGGAUCCGUAGAGAGGCGACGACGAGAUCAGAGGUGGAGUGGAGGAUGCAGGAACUGCGACCCUCGCCUGUGGGACCAGAAGGCAGGCCGAUCCGUCUAGAGAUCGAAAACGUGGCAGACUUCAUCCCUGCUUUCGAGUGGUUCAUGCAGGGGCAGGGUAUACCGAGAGAUGAGUGGGCGAGGACGCUACCACUCUGGACCAGGAAGGUGGAAAGGCCGCUGGCUAGCCAAAUCAGAGACAUGGCCCGGGACUGGAAAAGCUGCAGGGCACAUCUAAGAGAGGCCUUUCGACGGCCAGAGUCCCCCCACCCCAGAGUCGAGAGACGUCAGAGGAGUCAGAGGUCAAGGGACCCUGAGCCCAGGGAGGAUGAGAAGCAUGAAGAGCAAGUAGAAGGGGUGCCACGAGAGGAGGUACCACAAGAGGAGGUGCCACGAGAGGAGGUGCCACGUGAGGAGGUACCACGAGAGGAGGUGUCACGAGAGGAGGCGCAGGGUACUCAGCAAGAGAGCAGGCUAGGCGAUAUAGGGAGACGUGCAGGGAAGGAAGUGAUAGAGGUUGGAGAGGACACACCCCCACAGGCGCCAGCAAUGGGUUUGAGACUCGGGGAUGCACCAGGGAGCGCCCGUCAGGCAGAGGAGAGAUUGCGGAGAGAGGAGUCCCCACUUCCUUCAUCAGAGAGGGCUCCAUCGCCAGAGGGGAGAGCCGGCAGGAGGAGAGAAGGGGCAGCUGUAAGGAGGGAAGCCUUGACCCUGAUUGAUAGGCACCUAGCAGCUUAUGCCCUGGAGCAUCCAGACCUGGAGGAGCCAGCACCUGCAGAGCCGUGCCGGGAGCUGUACCAACCCGAGAAGGAGAUGGAAGCAGAAAUCCCGAAGAGGGUCGACCUCCGCACGACGGAAAGGGCGCCAGCUGGAAAGACGGCUGAAGAAAAGAGAGCAAGAAGAACUAGACGGAUAGAUGAGAUAUGGCAGGAGAGGCAGAGGUUGGAGGCAGCGGGGGAGCUUCCGGAGCAGCAACAAGAGAGGCAGAGAUCGGAAGCAGCAGGAGCACUCCCAGGCACGUACCUGGGUUGGCGGGAGUCUGCGGGAUCAGCGGACUACAGGUUGUGGGUUGCGAGCCGCGGAAAACCAUUGUUGCUGUCUGCUAUGCCGCGGUGUACCACUGGUACUGUUGAAAGUGUAUGAGUCAUGUCUACUAGCUGCUGCUGCUGUCGCUGCUAACGGUUGUCAGGAGCUGCUACUGUGAACUAAGCACGAAUCAC
Messenger RNA from Chara braunii, 1444 nucleotides. The record is from the annotation of a GenBank genome assembly. NCBI's taxonomy places the organism in Eukaryota, Viridiplantae, Streptophyta, Charophyceae, Charales, Characeae.